Molecule: messenger RNA, 885 nt
Organism: Aspergillus wentii DTO 134E9
Lineage: Eukaryota; Fungi; Ascomycota; Eurotiomycetes; Eurotiales; Aspergillaceae
Product: putative carbonyl reductase
Exons: 3
Coding region: 1-885 (294 amino acids)
Cellular component (GO): intracellular anatomical structure
Molecular function (GO): oxidoreductase activity, acting on NAD(P)H, oxygen as acceptor
Source: RefSeq, a predicted model, not a curated record
AUGGCCAACAACCCCAUCACCAAGAGUGGUACUUUCGUCCACGAAAAUACUACCGCCCCCGAGCAUCCCAGCUUGUUGAGUCUGUUCUCGCUCAAGGGAAAGACCGCCAUCGUCUCCGGCGCUGGUGCUGGUAUCGGUCUUGCCGUAGCAAAUGGUCUGGCCGAAGCUGGUGCUAAUGUUGCCAUGUGGUACAACACCAACACCAAGUGUCCUGAGCGGGCGGCCGAUAUUGCCUCUAAGUACGGUGUUCAAACCAAAGCUUACCAGAUUAACAUCACCGAUGCCCAGGCCGUCCAGGACACUGUUGACCAGGUCGUCAAGGAUUUCAACGGCCGGUUGGAUAUCUUCAUUGCCAAUGCUGGUGUUCCAUGGACUGAGGGACCCAUGGUGGAUGGCCCUCUGAAGCACUACUCCGACGUGGUCAGCAUCGACCUGGAUGGUACAUUCUACUGUGCUAGGGCUGCUGCUGCCCACUGGAGGAGGCAAAAGGAGCAGGGUACUGACCUGAACGGAAACAAGUUGACAAAUUUUACCUACGGUAGCUUUGUGGCGACUGCGUCCAUGAGCGGCCACAUCGUCAACUUCCCCCAGAUGCAGGCUGCCUACAACGCUGCUAAGUCCGGUGUUAUCCAUCUCUGUAAAUCUCUCGCCGUUGAAUGGGUCAGGUUUGCCCGUGCCAACACCGUUUCCCCCGGCUACAUCGCCACAGAGAUCUCCAACUUCGUACCCCAGGAGGUUAAGAACAUUUGGAAGGAUAAGACCCCCAUGGGCCGUGAGGGUCGCCCUGAGGAGCUCAAGGGUGCCUACCUCUACCUGGCCUCGGAUGCCGCCACUUACACCACCGGUGCCGACCUUGUUGUCGAUGGAGGUUACUGCGCUCCGUAA